AGCCGCAAUGUCUCGCGCCCAAGAUAACCCAGACAAAGCUCAGCGGCCUACGGCUGGGGCAGGUGGCCAAGGUGGAGCUGGACGCGGGCUGGGACCAGCAGCUCCGGCGCAGAAGAUAGCCCUACCCUCCGUCACCGGGAAAAAACCAUCGGGGGAGGCCGGGAAAGCCGUGUGCCCGCCUGCGUUACCUGGCCGGGAACUAAGAAAGCCGAGUCCUGCCAGUGCCUUCAAGGAGGCCGUCAAGGAGGUCGUCAAAAUGGACAAGGCAGUGGCUGCGGCUGCGGCUCAAAAGGCUCAGGCGCCCCCGAAGCCACUGCCACCGCCUCAGCCACCUACGCUUGGCCAGGACCGGAAGAAGGCGAGCCUCGUCACAGUCCCGGUGCCGCAGGUGGCCGUGAAACCCAAAAUUGUGGCAUCGCAACCUCCAGCAAAAUUGGCUCAGGAACCUGCAAAGUCCAAGCCCCAGCCAACGAAAGACCGCCGUGAAGGGAAGGAGCUGACCCGGGGCACUCUUACCCAACGGACAACAGAUGUGACGAGGCACGAUCAUGAAGAAGGUGAAGUCACUGUUAAAGAGAAUGAGGGCCCGGGCAGGACGUGUGCGACGGCGUCCGCAUCUAUCCGCUCCACGAAGUCGUGCACGGAAACGGUGAUGAAUGUGGCGAGUGCGCCGCGCACCGCUUCCAGCCACUCGCUCGCCGAUGCCACCGCCAGCAGGAGCAAGCUGUUCCUGCUGGCCUCUCAUCCAAGCUUGUCUCCAAAUAUCAAAGACCCUACCGUGUUGUAG
Molecule: messenger RNA, 787 nt
Organism: Dermacentor silvarum
Lineage: Eukaryota; Metazoa; Arthropoda; Arachnida; Ixodida; Ixodidae
Product: WAS/WASL-interacting protein family member 3-like
Exons: 6
Coding region: 8-787 (259 amino acids)
Source: RefSeq, a predicted model, not a curated record